GCGCCCCAUCCUGGUUCAGAUCCCCUCGCCCCAAAAUAAGCCUGCCGCAACCCCCCACAAACAUGUCAACGCGCUGGUAGCCAUGUCUUUUGUGGUUGAUCAGGUGCGCCGGAUAGACAGCCAGCUCGAUCGGCUGCAGCUGUCGUCGAGCACUAGGACCUUCUCCAUUACCGCCGAGGAGGCCCACGACCCGGCAAAGACAAGCCGCAUUGCUCAUUUGCAGAACCUCAUCAAGUCGCUCUCCACAACCGCUUCUUCCAAGCACAGUCUGGUCCCAGCGGCCAGAAUAUCCGAAACCUUGCACCGAGCAAAUAUCUCUACCACAAUCGAGGAUGCGAGCUAUGAGCAUGAAUUGGAAUGGCUCCUCGUUAGCAAGGCGACAACGCAGGCCUACGGACAGGUUCUGAACACCAUAUUAGAGCAGACGAUUCCUCUCGAGAAUGAUCUCUGGUACUGGGACGACAUUCUCUCUACCUACAGCUUUGCCGGACUGUACUCUAUACAGACAUCGCCAGUUCGGCUGUGGAAAUGGUCACGGGAGAUAUACCACGAUGUGCGCUCAAGAGGCCCUCAAUUGGCUGAUGGAUGGAGCCAGUUUUAUGGACUGGUCAAGGACACUGUGCAGGAGCGCAGCAUUGCAAAUAUCCAGCGAAGAGUAGUAAGCCCGCUAGCACUUGUGAGAAACGAGGGCAGGAAAAAGCGUGCAGCUCUAAGGAAGAUACGAAUGGUCAAUGCCAACGCACUCGGUGUGCUACUCGGCGAAGGUCUGGGUAACGAGAACGUACAUGACGAUGGCACAUAUACGCCCACUCUGCUCGGCACUCAAGGCGGGCAAAGGUGGAAGAGUGUCAUGUCUAAGAACAUUGCCCUCAUGGAUGCUGUCAUUCAGAGCGUGAAUGCUGCAGAGCUUUCCGUUGAUAAGUUCGACGACUCGGUUGCCAGCAUCACUCAAGACGACCAGUUCUAUUUGCUACAUGAGCCUUCCGGCGAACGGGCUGCAACUACCCUGAGGCCAGCAGAAGUUGCUGAGCGUCUCCAGCACCUGCUCAAAACUGCCUUACCUACCUAUACUGCCAACUUCAAUGCAGUCGUCAAGGCCAAUGGUCGACCUUCUCGUCUGAUACGCUAUUGGCUCCCUGCAACCCUACUACUAGUAUCUUCAACCACGAUCCUGCGCAUCGUUGUAAAUCGAAAGGAAGAGCUACUGACUUGGGUCCGUGAGCUGGGGCAGACAGUCAUCGAUUUUUGGUCGAAUUGGGUAAUCGAGCCAACCAAGAGAAUCAUCGGCACCAUUCGCCAUAACGAAGAAAGCGAGGUCUCCAUCAUGAGCAAACACAGCCUGGAAUCGGAUCGUGCCAGUCUCGAGCGCAUGGUCGUAGAUUUUGCUGUCAAUAAUUCUGAAGGCCCGGCACUAAACGAGUCUCAGAUAGCUGAUAUCAAGGCAAAGGUGCGCGAGGGCGAUCUGACAACGGUUCUCAAGUCCUACGAGAAAGACAUCCAAAAUCCUGUCAGGGGUGCCAUAGUCGGCAAUCUGGCCAGCGCUUUACUCAUUCAGGUUCAAAAGACCAAGGUUGAUGUCGAGGUCGCGAUGAGUGGCAUUGACAGCAUUCUCAAGAGUCAGGAGCUACUUUUUGGCUUCAUUGGUUUAACACCGGGUGUGCUGGUAAGCAUUGGCGUCUAUCGCUGGCUCCGGGGCGUCUUCAGCAGUCGCAAAGGAGUGCAGCAGUGGGCAAGGCAGGGCCGCAUGAUACUCAUUCUGCGUAACAUUGACCGCAUUCUUAUUGGAGCGGUUCCGACAGCAGACGGCGAAAUAUCGUACAAGGACCACGGUUUACUCCUCUGCGAAGUCCAUCUCCUCCGACAAGCUGCAAGUGGCACCCUGCCUCGACGCAUAUUUCAGGACCUGUUGGUGGAGAUAGACGAGAUUGUGGACGUUAGAAGCGGGCUGCAGCGACAGCAGAAGGUAGUUGAACGCAUAAGGUGGGCGUACUCAAAGUGGGUUGUUUGAACGAGGCGGUCUUCCGUAACGGGGAUGACGCAGCAUUGGUAUACCCAUGAAUAGCGGAGUUGUCGACUACAAUGCAAAACAUGUACUGUAUACCCCAA
Molecule: messenger RNA, 2106 nt
Organism: Bipolaris sorokiniana ND90Pr
Lineage: Eukaryota; Fungi; Ascomycota; Dothideomycetes; Pleosporales; Pleosporaceae
Exons: 3
Coding region: 83-2008 (641 amino acids)
Cellular component (GO): mitochondrial outer membrane
Source: RefSeq, a predicted model, not a curated record